AAAGCGACACUCUCAAGCGUUUUCUUCCUAAUUUGUUGUAUUCAGUAUCAAACGCCCUAUGAUACGGCACUCGUGAACAACAGCAAAGAUGUUGCGGCAUUGCUUGUCUCCGGUGAUAACCUUCGCGUCCAGCUGUAUUCAAACAAUGGAGAAAUAUUUGCUUCUUCCUCUUCACCAAGCUUCAAGUGCGCCAAAGUGUUGAUGGCAAGACAUAUGCGGAACUCUCGUGGUCCUCAUUCCUCCAUGAAUUCGCCGAAAUCCACUCAGUCGACACCGACGCGAUGCUCGGUUUCCUCUCCUUACAAUCACUCCAGUACCCCUCAUUCCGUAGCGGCGUUCGGGUCGACUUACCCGUCACCUCAGUAUCCAAAUCCCGUCACGAAUAUCAUGGAAGGUUCCCUUCCGUCUCCACUCUGUUUCCAGUCAUCAGGGUAUUCCACCCGUGCUCAGCCGUUAUAUGGAAACGUCGCACCCGCCGAUGAUGUCAAUCGUUCACCAUUUUGCAUUGAACGAGGAACUUAUCCCACCUCAAGAGAGAAUACGGUUGUCGCUUCUCCUGGAUUCUUUGACUCUGGCCUCGCAACGAUGACAGAUCGCAGCUCUUACGAUCACAGUGGUCCAUGGUCAGGUAAUGAAGGAUGCUCCAAAUUGAAAGAACGGAUCGAAUCAGCACACGAAUGGGUAAUCUGUAGCGAUGGAUACAUUGUUUAA
Molecule: messenger RNA, 711 nt
Organism: Cooperia oncophora
Lineage: Eukaryota; Metazoa; Nematoda; Chromadorea; Rhabditida; Trichostrongylidae
Source: the annotation of a GenBank genome assembly